Zea mays is the source of this 925-nucleotide messenger RNA. RefSeq lists its product as uncharacterized. The coding region runs from base 1 to 903 and encodes 300 amino acids. The transcript has a single exon. The record is from RefSeq and is a predicted model, not a curated record. Gene Ontology annotation, molecular function: protein dimerization activity. Lineage: Eukaryota; Viridiplantae; Streptophyta; Magnoliopsida; Poales; Poaceae.
AUGGAAAGAUAUGCUUUCGACAACAUCACCAAUGUUGAAUUGUGGGAGAACAUGCAAUAUGUUUUAGAUGAAGUUGAACCUCUGUAUAUGUUCCUAACAUUUGUUGAUCAGGAGAAAAGUCCAACACUUGGUGAGGUGCACAUGCAAUACACAAACACCAAACACACAUAUCAAAGUAAGUUUGAGAAUGACAGCGCCCGCUACAACACGAUCAUGGAUGUGGUUGAUGCUAAAAUGAACACUGUCAUGACAGACACAUAUGUGCAACCAGUGUGUGCCUUGCAUCCAUAUGUGAACUAUGUCAUGGGGGCGACGAACAAUCUCAUGACAGAUCUUCGUAAGGGUGUUGAAAGGAUGUUUGAUUCGAAUACUGCUGCAAUGGCACUCCAAGAGUAUGACUUCUUCAAGAGGAAGAUUGGAGACUUCUCGAGUGAGCUUGCAAGGAGAAUGGUCGUUGACCGUGGGACUUCUCCUUCGAGUUGGUGGUCCAUGUUUGGAUCAGAUACGCCAACACUUCAACGUGUUGCUAAGCGGCUACUAUCACUGUGUGCCUCGUCGAGUGGGUGUGAGCGCAACUGGAGUACUUUCGCCUUCAUCCACACAAAGCUCCGCAACAAACUCGACUACUUGAAAUUACAUGAGCUUGUGUUCGUUAACUACAACCUUCAUCUUCGCAUCCAACGAGCAACUGGUACACCAGAGCCUAGUGAGUUUGAUCCUGCCUUGGCCUUCAUGGAUCUAUCAUUACAUAGGCAUAAUAAAGCCAUUAGAGAUUGGAUGGAAAGAGGAAGAUGCAAUGCACCUCCAACGUUGGAUGAAGACUCAACUAUCAGUGACACUCCUCUUCCUAGCACGUUGUUUACAUUGCUUGUACAUGAACAAGGAGGCACAGAGAAAGUAUAGAUAGGAUACUCUCUGUAUAAAU